This is a messenger RNA of Puma concolor (puma), 990 nucleotides long. The record is from RefSeq and is a predicted model, not a curated record. NCBI's taxonomy places the organism in Eukaryota, Metazoa, Chordata, Mammalia, Carnivora, Felidae.
UGCAUGGCCAUUCCUCUUUCCCAGAUUGUGUUCAUUGAAGAACAGGCAGCUGGAAUUGGGAAAAGUGCCAAAAUAGUGGUUCAUCUUCACCCUGCUCCACCCAACAAAGAACCUGGUCCUUUCCAGAGUAGUAAGAACUCCUACAUCAAACUCUCCUUCAAGGAACAUGGCCAGAUUGAGUUUUAUAGGCGUUUGUCUGAGGAAAUGACACAGAGAAGAUGGGAGAAUAUGCCAGUUUCCCAAGCUUUACCGACAAAUAGAGGACCCCAGCCAGGAAGAAUAAGGGCUGUGGGAAUUGUAGGCAUUGAAAGGAAGUUGGAAGAAAAAAGGAAAGAAACUGACAAAAACAUUUCUGAGGCCUUUGAAGACCUCAGCAAGCUAAUGGUCAAGGCUAAGGAAAUGGUGGAGUUAUCAAAAUCAAUUGCUAAUAAGAUUAAAGACAAGCAAGGUGACAUCACAGAAGAUGAGACCAUCAGGUUUAAAUCCUAUUUGCUGAGCAUGGGAAUAGCUAACCCAGUUACCAGGGAGACCUGUGGCUCGGGCACACAGUACCACAUGCAGCUGGCCAAACAGCUGGCUGGGAUACUGCAGGCACCGCUGGAGGAACGAGGGGGAAUAAUGUCACUUACGGAGGUAUACUGUUUAGUAAACCGAGCUCGAGGAAUGGAGUUGCUCUCACCAGAAGAUCUAGUGAAUGCAUGCAAGAUGCUGGAAGCACUACAGUUACCUCUCAGGCUUCGAGUUUUUGACAGUGGCGUCAUGGUAAUUGAGCUUCAGUCCCACAAGGAAGAGGAAAUGGUGGCCUCAGCCUUGGAGACCGUUUCAGAAAAGGGAUCCCUGACAUCAGAAGAGUUUGCUAAGCUGGUGGGAAUGUCUGUCCUCCUGGCUAAGGAAAGGUUGCUUCUGGCAGAGAAGAUGGGCCAUCUUUGCCGAGAUGAUUCAGUGGAAGGCUUGCGGUUUUACCCAAAUUUAUUUAUGACACAGAGCUAA